AUGCCGAAAUUUUAUAGAUUUAGACCUACGUCACCCACCCGAAAAUCAAAACGUAAUAAAGACAAGGAGAAAGAUAAAGAAAUUUAUAAAAACGAGCCUGAAAUUGAAAGAAACUGGUUAGAUAUGACACUAGCUUGCCCUGCAACGCCAUCUUGGUAUUUACGUCGGAUCGCUUGGCGUGAGACUUCACCGCUGUUGGGUCUGCCUCGUCAAUUCAACACCGGUCUUCGCGCAGAGUUACAUAUCGGUAAUCGACCGAUUUUUGUCUUCAAAGUUCCACCAGCAAUACGAUCGCAGGACAUGAUGCGAUUAUUUUAG
This is a messenger RNA of Parnassius mnemosyne (clouded apollo), 318 nucleotides long. NCBI's taxonomy places the organism in Eukaryota, Metazoa, Arthropoda, Insecta, Lepidoptera, Papilionidae. The record is from the annotation of a GenBank genome assembly.